GGUUUUUGUUACAGACAAGUUUGCUUGAAGUGAAACUAGCUGUACUUUACACCUUAUAUUUACUUUAUUUUACUCAACCUGAUAAUUUUGAAAAAGUAAGAAUCCGUCUUAGUUUACGUAUAUCAAUAUUUGAACUUUAUAAAUAUUGUGUAAAACAUGAAUUAUAUGAUGCCGAAUAUAUAUAUGAAAGAAUGAAAAAAGAGCAAUUAUUUGAAUAUGUUGCUGUUGUUGAUCCAUGUAAUGAUUAUGGAAAAAUUGUAAAGGAAAAAAGAAAAGAUAAUAGCAUACACGAUACUUUAGAUGAUAUUAGAACAGAAUUUAAUACUGAAAUAAUGGAGGAAUUAGAUGGUAAUAAUAAUAUUUUAAAUCAACUUAAUCAAAUAUCAAAUGAAUACUAUACGAAAAAACAUAAAUUACAAGAUACAAAUGAAGCAAUUGAUUCCUCAAAAAAAGUCGUUAGAUACAUGACAACAACAAUGCUUCAACAUUCAUCAUCACCUGCCAAUGAUGUAUGGACGCUUGUUUCACCAUUUAGUUCAUCAAAUGAACAUUUUGUAAAAAAUAUUAAAAGCAAUAUUGAUCAAUUUGAAAAAGACAGAAGAAAGUUUCUUGAUUUAAAUACUAAAAAUUUUGAUAUCAUAAGUAAUAAUGAAUUGGCAGAUGAUGAAAAUGAAAAAGAUGGUUAG
Molecule: messenger RNA, 686 nt
Organism: Entrophospora candida
Lineage: Eukaryota; Fungi; Glomeromycota; Glomeromycetes; Entrophosporales; Entrophosporaceae
Source: the annotation of a GenBank genome assembly